Molecule: messenger RNA, 2127 nt
Organism: Fusarium oxysporum Fo47
Lineage: Eukaryota; Fungi; Ascomycota; Sordariomycetes; Hypocreales; Nectriaceae
Product: heterokaryon incompatibility protein-domain-containing protein
Exons: 1
Coding region: 1-2127 (708 amino acids)
Source: RefSeq, a predicted model, not a curated record
AUGUCUGAUACAAGAAACGUAUCUGAGCAACAUGAAAUCCAUGCAACUUCGCAGAGUGAACUUCCAGACUCCAGAAAAAAGGACAUAUCGCCACCACAAUUGCUAUCCAGGUCUUCGUCUCUUCAGCCUCCUCCUGGGGGUAAUCGACCCCUUCUUCCACCCACAGGUAACAUCCUGGGAUCACCUUGUUCAAAUCCUGAUGCAACAAGUCGUCGCCAUGUCAGAAAGUUCAGUCGAUAUAUAGAGGCUCGCAAUACCGUAUCUGUAUCGCAGCCUCAACCAUUGUCGGUCUCGGCUGAACGCCCGAAUAAGCGUCUGCGCCACCGUUCGUCAAGUCCCCAGCCAAGGGCCUUGGGGGACACACCCUUCCAGUACCACAGUUUAAACUCACAGAAACAUGAGAUCCGUCUUCUUCGGAUCUUGUCGGACGUUUCAGCCAAGAUCCGUUGCCAAAUCUUUCACACUUCGCUGGACAUGGUACAGGAUUACAUCGCGAUUUCCUAUUCAUGGGGUGAUCCCCUUGAAACAAGAGUCAUUGAGCUGGAUGGCCACCAGUUUCCUGUCACAACGAGUCUAUGGCAUGCCUUGUCCAGAAUCAGAUCUAUAUCCACUUCUGUGAUUGUAUGGGCAGAUGCAAUAUGUAUCAACCAGCUCGACGAUGAAGAAAGAAGCUAUCAAGUUGGUCUUAUGACUUCAAUAUACAAAAAGGCCUCCAUGGUCGCCCUUUGGUUGGGACCGGAAGCCAACGACAGCUACGCUGCAACUGAGCUGCUCUGUGAACUGGCAGAGUGUAAUAACUCGCGAACGGCGCUAGCCGCCCUGAUAAACAAUCGCAAACGCAAGCGUGAUUGGCAAGCUCUGGUGGACUUGUUCGAGAGGGACUAUUGGCGAAGACUCUGGGUGGUGCAGGAGAUCUUCAAUGCGCGUCAGGUGACCGUCUUCUGCGGAAACUCUGCUCAUUCGUGGGACAUCUACCUCCAGGCGUCUAAGCUUCUCAGAGCUUGCAAGGUGGACCUUAUGAGAGCUUUCCACCUGGAAAAAGGGCGCCAGGCCUUGUCUUUGCGAUCUGUCACAUACGUGGACUGUUUGGUGGGUUUCGGGCCGAGCACUCUUCAGUCAUUACAUUCGUUGCAUAAUGCUGGAAGCGCAGAUCUUUUCAGCUGCCUCUUGCUGUGUGCCGACAAACUCUGUCGUGACCCACGAGAUAAGCUGUAUGCUCUCCUGGGUAUACUCCCAGAGAAAGACCAGACCCAAUUUCAAGUCAACUACAAGCUGGAUCCACGGCACGUAUAUACGGAUAUUGUUGACUAUCUGAUUGCGAAAACUGGCAGCCUCGAUGUCAUCUGCUGUGCCUCUAAUCCUAUUCUGACUGAUAACAUCCACAUCCUUCCCUCGUGGGUUCCAGAUUGGUCAAACGGCUCUAGCUGGCGAAAGCCUCUUGCCUGGAACUUCAAUAGGCAUUUCAACGCCUCUAAAGACACCAGAUCUUCGACAUAUCUCUCCAGUCGGAGAAGAAAGCUGUCGAUUACGGGCAUCGUCCUCGGCACAGCCGACUACGUCGGUAUUGGGCUGGAGCAUGCCCCCAGUACCAGCGCCUACCUCAUGGCCUUCCUGCAAUGGUAUUGGGUGUUUACAAGCUACAAAAGCCCAUUGAGUGACGACGAUCACGAAUCCUUUUGUAGAACCUUGUCUCUGAACCAAUUCAGGUAUCCAAGCUCUACAUCAGUCGAUGUCAUUGGGCGAACCUACCAAGUCUUUACCCGAUUUCUAGCCCAGCGUUACCAAGCGUGGAAACCAGAUGAGAUAUUGCAGCGAUACAUCCAGGCGACCCCAGAAAUGUCGAUUGAUGAAAUGUCCCAGGCAUUGGAAAACUACUUCAAGACAGCGAUGAAAGGUCGCAAAUUUGUUAUCACCACUACGGGUCUCUUCUGUCUUGCCUCUGAUAAUACAAAUGCUAACGAUAUUAUAUGCGUUGCUUUAGGAUGUUCUAUUCCUAUUAUACUGAGGCAGUUUGGGGAGGAGUUUAAAAUAGUUGGUGAUUGUUUUGUGGAUAGAUAUAUGUAUGGACGGGCGCUAGAUGAAGAAAGAACUGGGGCAAGAGAAAGGAAGGAGUUUAUUCUUAUUUAG